Exserohilum turcica Et28A is the source of this 1494-nucleotide messenger RNA. RefSeq lists its product as uncharacterized. Bases 1 to 1494 code for a protein of 497 amino acids. Lineage: Eukaryota; Fungi; Ascomycota; Dothideomycetes; Pleosporales; Pleosporaceae. The transcript is spliced from 3 exons. Gene Ontology annotation, molecular function: flavin adenine dinucleotide binding; oxidoreductase activity. The record is from RefSeq and is a predicted model, not a curated record.
AUGUGGCCAGGACCAAGUCCGUUAUGCUGCUGGAUGAGAAAACACGGCGUGUCUGUGAAAGACCUGUGCUGGACCCGCGCCUCGACCCUCGGCGUCCGCACCGCCGUCAUCGAAGAGAGAUAUCUCGGCGGCUCGUGUCCCAACGUCGCGUGUCUGCCCUCCAAGAAUCUGGUGUAUGCUGCCGCGGUUGCGCAUACCAUGGCUAGGUAUUCGCGUCCUGGUGUUGGAAAUGAUGGUGCUAUGAAGGAGAAUAUUAGUGUGAAGCCGUUGUUGCGAGCACAGCAGCAUCAUAUGGACGGGAAUGCUGCGCUCCAACUCGAUAUGGCGGCAGUGCGGGACCGCAAGCGCAGAAUGGUAGCUGGAUUACUGGAUAUGCACAAGUCCGUAUUUGCAAGUAGCGGUGCAGACCUGAUUCUCGGUCGAGGCCGUUUAGUCGGUCCGCACGCCGUGCAAGUUCAACUUGCCUCGCACAUUGAGAGUGACGGCCACGGCGAAGGCGAAGCAGCAAGCGGAAGUGAAGAAAGCCAAAGCAACAAAACCCGCAUGCUAACCGCCGACCACAUCAUUCUCUGCACGGGAUCCCGCGCCAAUCUCGACCUGGGAAUCAGCGGCCUCGAAGCCGCAAACCCACUUACCCAUAUCGAGCUGCUGGACCUCGAUUCCGUACCACGACAUCUGGUGAUCCUCGGCGGCGGCUACAUCGGCCUGGAAUUCGCACAGGUAUUCCGCCGCUUCGGGGCUGCCGUCAGCGUCAUGGAGCGCGGGUCCCGCAUGCUCAAGGGCGAAGACGCAGAUGUAUCCAGCGCACUGGUCGAUAUCCUCCGUGACGAAGGCGUGGCUUUCUUCCCAGACACGCACGUCUCACGUCCCUUCGAGCUUUCCGGCUCCCAUUUACUCGUCGCGGGGGGCCGCCUCCCGAAUACACACGAUGUAGGCUUGCAGGCUGCAGGCGUCGAGUUGACGCCAUCGGGCCACGUCAAGGUAGACGCAUACCUGCGCACCAGCAUUGACAGCGUCUUCGCCGUCGGCGACUGCGCUGGCUCCCCACACUUCACGCACGCGGGCUUCGACGACUUCAGAAUCGUGCGCGACGUGCUGCUCCACAAGACACCCUUACGCUCCACAAGGGACCGCCACGUCCCGUAUACACUCUACACAGACCCGGAACUCGCACACGUCGGAUUGACCGAGCAGGAUGCUGCAAAAGCGGGGAUUGAGUACCGUCUUGCGACGCUGCCCAUGGCGGCGUUUCUGCGCACCCGCACAAUGGAUGCCACGCGUGGCUUUGCAAAGGCGCUUGUGGGCGUGGACAACGAUGGUAUUCUGGGGUUUACGGCGCUGGGGCCGCGCGCGGGCGAAUUGUUGCCUGUGGUGCAGCUGGCGAUGAGUGCCGGGCUGCCGUAUACGAGUAUUGCCGAGUUGAUUGUGACGCAUCCGACUAUGAAUGAGGGAUUGGUGUCGCUGUUUGGAAGUGUGCCGCCGCGGACGACAUAG